Messenger RNA from Cavenderia fasciculata, 4086 nucleotides. RefSeq names its product histidine kinase (gene dhkJ). The coding region runs from base 1 to 4086 and encodes 1361 amino acids. The record is from RefSeq and is a predicted model, not a curated record. Gene Ontology annotation, biological process: phosphorelay signal transduction system; phosphorylation; cellular hyperosmotic response. Gene Ontology annotation, molecular function: phosphorelay sensor kinase activity. Lineage: Eukaryota; Evosea; Eumycetozoa; Acytosteliales; Cavenderiaceae. The transcript has 3 exons. Gene Ontology annotation, cellular component: membrane.
AUGUCAAGAUAUUUUCAUAAAGAGGAUGGACUACCACUAAGAGCCCGUGCCAGUGGUAUAGCAAACCAAAUCAACUCAAAUAUUAGUGGUAAUAAUAGUAAUAAUAAUAGUAGUGGUAGUACUAUAAGUAAUCCAUCACCAUCAACUACAUCGUCGUCAUUGGCAAGUGAUAUUCCAGUCGAAAAUAUAUAUCCACCCAAAGAAGAAAUAUUCGAUUACUAUCACAAACCAUCUUCAUCACUUAGUUCAUUAUCGUCGUCUGCAUUGGCGUUUCUACCAACACCACCACUUUCAUCUUCAUUGCCAUCGUCGUCAUUGUCGUCGUCGGGCAAUAGUACUUCAUUUACCACAUUCAAUCAUAAUACUACUAGUAGUACCAAUAAAACACAUAAUACCGGUAAUAAUAUAGUCAAGGGUCGUACCAUAUCUGGUGGUGGCAGUAGUGCCAACGUAGGACAUGCCAGAUCACAUAGUGGAACCGAACUCAAUACAUCACCCACUCAAUCCAUGUUGAUGGAUUUCAAGAAUAUCUCUACCAAAUCUGACGCAUCGUCUCCCAUGGAAGAGGAAAACGAUACAUUUCCACGUGGAUUCAUGAUGGACAAUCCUUUGCCGAGACGUCCCAAACGAUCUAUACGAGACACUCUCAAUCUAUCGGAACCUAUCAAUAGGGGUAUCGUCGAGAACCGUACCAACCUCUUCACAUUUGAUCAAAUGGAAGAGGAUUUCAAAGUAAUGUCACUACGUCGUGAAUUGGAAGACAGUAUCCACCAAGUCAACAAAUUAAGAGAUUCAUUGGAAUUGGAACGUGCACUCAUACUAGAACCAAAGUGUCAUUGUCCUCAUUGUCAUCAUUACCGUAAACCAUUAAAUUAUCAUGAUAGUAUGAAUCAAAAAGCUUUAUUUCGUUUGAAAUCUGCUUUAAAAACUUUUAGAGACGGAGAUUUCUCUGUUAGAUUAACAUCAAAUGGAUGUCAUGGAAUUGGAAAAGAUAUCAUUGAAAUGUUUAAUGAUGCUGUAACAUUAUGUGAUUCAAUGUCGAAAGAGUUUACACGUGUCGGUACCCAGGUUGGAAAAGAGGGUAUAACAAUGGACAGAGCUACACUGCCCGAAGCAGAGGGUAGUUGGAAGUUUUGUAUCGAUCUGGUCAACACGCUGAUUGGAGAUAUGAUCCUGCCAACCGAAGAGAUUGUACGUGUCAUUGGCUCGGUGGCCAAGGGCGACCUUUCACAAACCAUCAAGCUCGAGUAUGGCAGUGGCAAGCAGUUUAGAGGUGAAUUCUUAAGAAUCGCAAAUGUGGUUAAUAAGAUGGUGACUCAACUCAAAAGCUUUUCAAGUGAAGUAACAAGGGUAGCCCGAGAAGUCGGUACUGAGGGAAAGCUGGGUGGACAAGCCCAGGUCAAGGGCGUCGAGGGUGUCUGGAAAGACCUGACCGAGAAUGUAAAUACAAUGGCGUCGAAUCUCACGGGUCAGGUCAGAGCCAUCGCAGAGGUGACUACAGCAGUUGCCUGUGGUGACUUGUCAAAGAAAAUAUCGGUCGACGUCAAGGGUGAAAUAUUGGAAUUGAAAAACACGAUCAAUACAAUGGUCGACCAACUCAAUAGCUUUGCGGCCGAAGUAAUUAGGGUAGCUCUGGAGGUGGGUACUGAAGGAAGACUUGGAGGUCAAGCCGAGGUCAAGGGAGUUGGUGGUGUAUGGAAGGAUCUUACCGACAAUGUAAAUACAAUGGCUGCCAACUUGACGGGACAAGUGCGAGAGAUUGCACUAGUGACCACUGCUGUAGCUACUGGUGACCUGUCGAAAAAGGUCAACCUCGAUGUCAAAGGUGAAAUCCUGCAACUCAAAAACACCAUCAAUACCAUGGUUGACCAAUUAUCAACCUUUGCAGCAGAAGUAACAAGGGUAGCCCGAGAAGUUGGUACUGAGGGUAUUCUGGGUGGCCAGGCCGAAGUCAAAGGAGUGGAUGGUGUAUGGAAGGAUUUGACCGACAAUGUAAAUACAAUGGCUGCCAAUCUGACAACACAAGUAAGAGCUAUUGCCGAAGUUGCCAAGGCUGUCAUCAAGGGAGAUUUUACUCGUAUGAUCUCUGUCGAAGCAAGUGGUGAAGUCAACAUACUCAAAUCAAUCAUCAAUGAAAUGAUUUACAAUCUCAAACAAACCACCAUCAAAAACACAUUGGCCAAAGAAGCAGCCGAAGCAGCCAGUAGAGCCAAAUCAGACUUUAUGGCCAACAUGUCUCAUGAAAUCCGUACCCCAAUGAAUGGUAUCAUUGGUAUGACCGAUCUAACACUUGAUACUGACCUCACUGCCGAACAACGCGAAUAUUUAACAAUGGUACAAUCAUCUGCCGGUUCAUUAUUAACUAUUAUUAAUGAUAUUUUGGAUUUCUCAAAGAUUGAAGCUGGAAGAUUAGAAUUGGAUCAAACAGAAUUUUCAUUACGUAAUCAUUUAUAUGAUACUCUAAAAACUAUGGCGUGGAGAGCACAUCAAAAGGGAUUAGAGUUGGUUUGUGACAUUGCUCCAGAUGUGGCUGAUAUUCUUGUAGGUGACCCAGGUCGUUUGAGACAGAUUGUUACUAAUUUGGUUGGAAAUGCAAUCAAGUUUACGGCAGAGGGUGAGGUUAUCCUGGCGGUCGAUAUUGACGAGCGACGCAGUAACAAUGUUAUUGUGAUUCACUUUACAGUAACCGACACUGGUAUUGGUAUACCGGCAGAGAAGCUACAUCUCAUCUUUGAAGCAUUCUCACAGGCUGAUGGAUCUAUCACUAGAAAGUACGGAGGAACCGGGUUGGGUCUCACCAUCUCGACGAGAAUGGUCGAGUUGAUGGGUGGCAAGUUGCGCGCCGAGUCAACACCUGGACUUGGAAGCAAAUUCGAGUUCACUGCUGUCUUUCCUAUCAGCGAUGCCAACAAGGAAAUUGAACAUAUCAAACUCAAGGACCGCAACACGCUCAUCAUCGAUGACAACAAGACCACUAGAAAGGUGUUGCUGCAAAUGCUCGGGGAGUAUGGUAUAUCGGCUGAUUCGGCCGACUCUGCAGAGACUGCCUUCCGUCUAUUGCGUGCAGCAUCGUUACGCAAGCAUCCGUACGAGUGUAUCUUUAUGGACGCACAGCUCAAUGGUCGCGACGGCUUUUUAGUGGCUGAAGCAAUCAAGCAGGACACGACGAUUGGUGACGCCAGCAUCUUUAUGAUGAUUUGUGGCAGCGGACAGCGUGGCGACCCCGAGAACCGCAGCAGCGUCAUCUCGGGCUACCUCACCAAACCCAUAUCGCCACUCGAGAUGCUCGAAGCACUGCAAGGACGUGGUGGACACACUUCCGACUCUGCCAACGGAGAUGGCAGCCGUGCACAGUCGACGACAGCCCCCGCCGAGACCAUGGCAGCCGAGAUCUUGCUGGCCGAGGACAACAUUGUCAACCAGCGUCUCGCCGUGCGUCUACUCGAGCGAUUCGGACAUCGCGUGACACUGGCCGAGAAUGGGUUACAAGCUGUCGCAGCCAGCGAGACCAAGGACUUUGACCUGAUCCUAAUGGACGUCCAGAUGCCACACAUGUCUGGCUUUGAAGCAACCAACACGAUCCGUAUUCGCGAAAAGGCACUGAAUAAGCACACACCUAUCAUUGCCAUGACAGCCCACGCACUGCAAAAGGACAGAGAAAAGUGUCUAGAGGCAGGCAUGGACGACUACCUCAGCAAGCCAAUCAACGCCGACCAGCUGCGCUCACAGAUUGAAAAGUUCCUCGGCGCAGCCCAACAAAAUGUCGUGCCUCCCACAUCAAUCAACGACGUCAAUGUACUAAAUGCCAAGGCACAACAGUUUCUCCAAGAAUACGAAGUCAUUUGGAUGAACGUCAACCGGGCCAUCAACACCAACAACCAAGAAAAGCUGGCACUAGAGGCCAAGAAACUGUGCGAGUAUAUUUCGGCGUUCUCAACAGACAUUGAAAGACUGUGUAAAGAGCUCGAGACAAUCGCCAGAGAAAGUCUGGAUUUAGAAACUGCCAGACCAAUUAGAAAAAGAAUCGAAAGAGAAAUCAAUCGGUUAAUGCCAGUCAUUACAGAAUUGGCAAAAAGAAAGAGUUAA